UAGAUGGCGCUAAAAUCAUUAAUUUUUUUCGGUUCAUAACCCAACUAAAUGUCAGUUUACAGUCAAAUUUGAAAAUUUGUUUAUCAUCAGUAACAUAUAAAAGAAAACGGAUAUAUUUAACGAAACAAAUUAAAAUUAAAAAAAAAAAGUUGUAUAAAAGCGGUAUUGAGGUAAUUUUAAAAGUUAAAAUGCGCGUGUAACCAAAGGAAUCCAACCAAGUUGAAAUUAAUCAUGAGCCAAAUUCCGGUGGAAAAUUUAGAGUCUUUGGCUCAAGUACCAGCGUUAACGACUAAAUUGUGCAAUCAUUUCGCUAAGAAUGAUAAAGAUUUAGCAGCUGAAUAUUUUAGAAUAGCUAUAACGUUUUUAACGUCUGUGCAUCAAUUCCCACCGUUUAAUUCGCGUGACGAACAAUACGUCGUCGCUCAAAUUCGAAAAUUUUUAUUAUCUUUAGAACCGAGUAACAACGUUCAAAAAUUUGAUCUAUUAUAUGCGAAAUUUCAAAAGACGUCAAUUUUGCGUAACAAAUGUGCCAUCUUACUAUUUUUCUUACACCUCGCCUCACAAUCCCAAAGCGAAACCUUAACCCAAUGGAGCAUGUUGGAAAAAGUCACAUCACAAUCGAGUAUUAACUCAUCUAAAUCACAAACCUUUUUGCCUGAUGAUAAUAAGGGAAGUGUAAAGAAAUUGUAUUCCGCAAAUUUAGGAAAGAAUUUAUCAGCUUCUAGUAGAACACAAUUGUCUCAAGCAACAACAGUACCUUCAAUAAUAUGGUCAAAUAGCGAUCAUGAUUUACAUGCUUUAAAAGAUCGAUGUUCAUCAAUAGAAUCAUCAAGAAGUGGAACUACAAUAAGUGUAUCAGAAAGUCAAUUAAUUCAAGAAGUUAUCUAUUCGUUUCAAGGAAUUGAAGGUAAAGUGCUUAGAAAAGAACCUGGUGGUCUUGGAUUUACAAUUGAUGGUAAAGCGUCGAAAGGAAUGACUCCUAUACAACGUGGAUUAAUUGAAAGGUUAUCAUGUGUUGGAUUUUUACAUAAUCAAUUAAAACAGCAUUGUGAUGAAGCUGAUAAACAAAUUGGUUUAAUUGGGCAGUCGUUAAUUGCAAUUUUAAGGGAGGAAUUAACGAGUUAUUAUCAAAUGGUUGCUCUGUUGCAAGCGCAAUCGAAAAAACAAGGUUGUUAUGAUCACUCUGAGUUAAGUUUGAGAAGAAUGUCUGUUUGGGUGGCGGAGCCUCAAAUGCAUUUGCAAUGGUUGGCUUAUAUUGCUGAACAAUGUAGUGAUAAAAAAGGGGGUGCCCUGGUUAGCAUGGUUCAUGGAUUUUUACAACAUGGGGCUCAAUGCGUUCAAAAAGUAUCCGAAAAGGUAUUAUCGGCUGUGUGCAGACCGUUAUAUUUAAUGUUAUCUAAAUGGUUAUUAGAUGGAGAAAUAAAUGAUCCUUGUGGUGAAUUUUUUAUAGAAGCUCGAAAUGUUAGUAAUGCUGAACGACUUUGGUAUGAUAAAUAUUACGUUCGGCAAUCAAUGAUUCCGUCCUUUAUUACUGUUGAUCAGGCCAAUAAAAUUUUGGCUACAGGUAAAAGUAUAAAUUUUUUAAGGCAAAUUUGUAAAGAUUCGGAGGAGUUACCAGGAAGGGAUGCUUUACAGAAACUUUUCGCUAUAACUUCUGCUGAAGCGUUAUUUUCACCGGAACAAUCGAUAGAGCUACACACAGCUUUAGAAAGUGUUUAUCGCGAAACAUCUUUAAGGGUUUUAAACUUAUUGAAAAAUAAAUUUCGUUUAUUGGAACAUUUACAAGCUUUAAGGCGUUAUUUGUUGUUGGGUCAAGGUGAUUUUAUUCGACAUCUUUUAGAACUUCUUGCUCCUGAAUUAAAUAAACCAGCUCAAGAACUUUACGGCCACACUUUAUCUGGAAUUCUUGAAUCAGCCAUACGAGUAACGAAUGCUCAAUUUGAAGAUGAAGACACCCUUCAAAGAUUAAACGUGGGUUUAAUGGAUCCGUCACAUGGAGAUUUGGGUUGGGAUACAUUUACUUUAGUUUACAUAGUUGAUGGUCCCGUUGGGACUAUUUUUGAGCACACCAUGCCAAUUUAUAAAUGUCUUUUUGGCGGUUUGUGGAAAACGAAACGAAUGGAGUACGUCUUAUCGAAUAUGAGAAAACAACAAAUUUCUUGUGCGAAAUUGUUUAGGAGAUUGGAUGUUUUAAAACCCGUGUCUCAUUUAAUACAUGUAUUAGCAAGUAAAAUGAUUAAUUUAUUGCACCAAAUGCAGUAUUACUUUUUAUUCGAAGUACUCGAAUGUUCUUGGGCUGAAAUGUUAAAACAAGUAAAUCAAGCUGAAAGUUUGGAUCACGUAAUAAAAGCUCACGGACAUUUUUUGGAAUCCGUACAAAAUGGUGUUUUAUUAGAUACAACACAUACAGAAAUCAGAACUCAACUUGGUAUAAUAUUCACUUUAAUCCUCAACUUAGAAACGUUACAAGACGCUUUGUAUACCUCGGCGGAAUCAGAAUUGGAAAGCAUUUUGGCUUAUGAAAGAAAAUGUGCAUCACAUCGUAAUUUCGGAACUAACCUUCAAUAUGAAUACGAAAGUAAAGAAAGAACCCUCAAAUUUAAACAUUUCGUUUCUUCUGUGAAAUGUCAAGUGAAACAACUCAGCACGAAAUACACCGAGUUUAUUACGCGUUUCUUAACUUCUCUUUCAACCAGCCCGGAUAUGAAUCUCCAAUUAUUGAGCGUUCGUCUCAAUUUCAAUGAUUUUAACCAGAUUACAUGACAGAACGGCUAUGAAAAUCUUUUCAAUGAAGAUGGGAAAGAAGAUAUUGUAAAGCCAUCAUCGUCUUCGUUUCUUCUUAGUUGUGUACGUGAAGAUGAAAGUUCGCGAACUGUUAAUAUAAGUAAUUUAACGGAUUUAACGUACAGUUUUGUGGAAUGUGUCAGUUUCGAUCGAUCACAAAUUAUUAAUUCGGGUUCAUGCAGUUAUGGUAGCGUUGACGAACUGAUUCGCACAUCGGAUAAUAGUAAUUCGGGUAAUAAGCGAAAGCAUAAACACAUUUGAUGUUGUAUUGGGUGAGGGGUCUGUUUAAUUUUUUUUUUAACCUUUGUUUUUUGCGUCGUUUGUAUUUGAUCACCUCUCGCCUUAAAGUUACUAAAAUUUUAAUCGUAGCUAAACGCUUAAUUUCACUUUUUUAUUAUUAUUAGUAACAACAGCCAUUAUAUUAUUGAUUUUUAUUUUUACAAAAAUAUAAUUAUUUAAGUAACUAUUUCAUAACUUGUAUUUGUUAUUCUAAAUAAACAUUUUGUUUAA
Molecule: messenger RNA, 3294 nt
Organism: Onthophagus taurus
Lineage: Eukaryota; Metazoa; Arthropoda; Insecta; Coleoptera; Scarabaeidae
Gene: Grip91
Product: gamma-tubulin complex component 3
Biological process (GO): spindle assembly; mitotic cell cycle; meiotic cell cycle
Cellular component (GO): spindle pole; gamma-tubulin complex; microtubule organizing center
Molecular function (GO): gamma-tubulin binding; microtubule minus-end binding
Source: RefSeq, a predicted model, not a curated record